UGUAACACUAAACAAAUUGUCACUUUUAACACGUGUGGGACUUUUUUUCCUGAAUGUUUGCGCGGUGUAUAAACGUAAGGAUCUUUUCAAGAUAAAUUACAACACGUAUACUUGGACAGAAUGGUGGGGAAAAUUAAACGGGCCCGGCAGAAGCUCCAUCACGGAGCUGUAAAGCUGCAAAAUGAGCACGAAAACAAGCCCAUGCUGGGGAAUCUGGAGAAGAUACAGAUGAAGCCUAUUCAACUCACAAAAAUAGAUUCAAUAGAGAGCAAACUCAACAUAUCUGACAGCAGUAUAAACAAUAAUUCAAAGGCAUUCAGUUUUCCCACUGGAGUUUUUGCUGGAACUAAAAUUUCCCCUGAGUCUUUAGUUCAAACGCUGAAGGUUGAUGAACCAUCAAGUGUGACCAUAAACAAACAGUCUACAGGAGAACAGAAAGGCACAGGAGAAAAGAAACAACAGUCGAAGAAAGAGAAAAUGAAGGAGCGCAGGGAAAGAUGGCUUAACAAGAUCAGUGCGAUCAAGCUGGCGCGUGAGCAGCAGGUGGCGCAGGCGCGGAGGAAGGCCACACCCGUGGUGGGCGACAUGAGACCGCUGGUCGACGCCCUUCCCGAACUCUCCCAGCUCCUCCCGUCUCUCAAAACCUCCGCCAGCACACAGUGCAAAAACAAAGCUCCGGUUAAGAAGAAACCAGAACCCACAAACUACAGCCAGAUGAAACCAGCCCAGAAACGAAAACUACUUGAGACGGAAGCAUCUCACUUCAGGGAAGCCAUAAAAAAUCCUGCCUUCAAGUCCAACCCUUUAGCUGCAAUUGGGGAACACCUGCGAAAACGACUCAAACAGGAAGACGAACAGAGUUAAUCGCAACUCUGCGGCGCCGCCCUGUUGGCAGACUUCAAGAACUGUAUUUUAUUACACCCUGGAACAUUAAAACAAACAGUCAAACCGGUUUUAUACUUCAUAACAGAAUAUGAAAAUGAAGAGGAAUCCAGAGAUUUGCAUAAUUUGCUGCAUAAUCACUGGAGGAAACUGUUUAUCGUAGUUUCUCAGUGUAAUUGUCAAAAAAUGAGUUUGUGUAAAACGAGUCGCUUUAAUGAUCAUGUUACCGGAUAUUUAAUGAGUGUUUUCACACAAAAAUAAAUCCAGUGAAGAAUGA
Messenger RNA from Labeo rohita (rohu), 1159 nucleotides. It is a transcript of the gene slx9, whose product is annotated as SLX9 ribosome biogenesis factor. Gene Ontology annotation, cellular component: 90S preribosome; nucleolus; preribosome, small subunit precursor. Bases 121 to 864 code for a protein of 247 amino acids. Gene Ontology annotation, biological process: maturation of SSU-rRNA from tricistronic rRNA transcript (SSU-rRNA, 5.8S rRNA, LSU-rRNA). Lineage: Eukaryota; Metazoa; Chordata; Actinopteri; Cypriniformes; Cyprinidae. The transcript is spliced from 6 exons. The record is from RefSeq and is a predicted model, not a curated record.